UGGACGGUGUUUGACGAUGUGAUUGGCUUUGUCUUUGUGUCUGGACUAAAAAGAGAAACAUAUGUAUUUAUCAUAUUUCGAUUGAAUCCAAGAAGAGAUAGAGGCAACAACUAAGAAGAAUUUCUAAAACAGCUUACUCGCACCAGUGGGGAAAUAAAGGCAUUCGCGCGCUGACGAAAGGUGAUGAGGGAUGCUACAUAAGGUUUGCAAAAGCUUCCUACGCACUUGUGUUGGUCGUACUUUCCCUGUCUUCAAAUUAUUGUCCGGAAGAACGAUGAGUUCAGAUAAUAUAGAAAAGCCAGCCCUGCACGGUGCAUUGAGCAAGGUUUCCUGGCUUAUUGGAAAGUGGGAAGGUGAAGGCUGUGGUGUUUAUCCAACAAUUUCUCCUUUCAUGUAUGGUGAAGAGAUCAUCUUUGAUCAUGUGGGACAGCCGAUGCUCUCUUACAGCUCCAGAACAUGGCAUCUGGAAAAAGGAGCUCCAAUGCACCAUGAAGUUGGAUUUCUUAAAGUCAAACCAGAAACAUCAUCACUUGCCUUCAUUAUAGCACAGAAUACAGGUCUUGCUGAAGUUGAGGAGGGUGAAGUUAAGGGACAUGAGAUUCAUCUUGUCUCUCACUCAGUUGGAAGAGCGAGUUUUGGUGCUGACCCAAAAGUCCAAAAGGUGGAGAGGAUCUUCAGACUAAAGGAUCCAGAUACGCUGGAAAUGGAGUGUUUCAUGGAAACAAGCAACACAAAACACCAAAAACAUCUGCACAUCACUUACAAGAAGGUCAUGAACUAAUAACUCGAGAAAUAAAGUCUUAGACUUAU
This is a messenger RNA of Pocillopora damicornis (cauliflower coral), 810 nucleotides long. RefSeq names its product peroxynitrite isomerase THAP4. The record is from RefSeq and is a predicted model, not a curated record. Lineage: Eukaryota; Metazoa; Cnidaria; Anthozoa; Scleractinia; Pocilloporidae.